Acanthosepion pharaonis is the source of this 786-nucleotide messenger RNA. NCBI's taxonomy places the organism in Eukaryota, Metazoa, Mollusca, Cephalopoda, Sepiida, Sepiidae. The record is from the annotation of a GenBank genome assembly.
AUGACUACCCUCUCUGUAUGCAUGUCUUUAAAAAAAAAUUUUUAUUUCUUCGGCGUUAUUUCCUUGUCUUUGCCAAAUCGCACGAAUGUAGAAGAAAGAAGGAAGAUUAUGCGAUCUAAUCCUACUUCCCCAGAAAAGCAGCAUUUGGAUUCCUACUUUUUACCGAGACGAACGUUGAUCUCUCUGGCUCUGGUCGAGAGGCUAAAAUACGCAUUAAUCGUUUAUAUGCUCAUUAAUCUUUUCUCGCUUCCAUUUUUUUUUUUUUUACUCCAUUUUUUCUUUUUUUUUUCUGUUUCCCUCGCUCGUUUAAUCAGUAUAUCAUUUUUAUUUCUUUUGUCUGUUUUUUCUCUCUUUUUAUUCUCUCUCUCUUUCCCUCGUUUGUUCAAUCAAUAUAUUAGUUUUCUUGCUUUUGUUUCGUUUUUCUCUUUUUUCUCACUCUCUCUCUCUCUCUCUCUCAUUCCCCUCGCUCGUUCAGUCAAUGUAUCUCUCUCUUUCUUUUGUUCUGUAUUUUUCUCACUAACGAUUUAUUUAAAUGGUUUCUCUUAUUUUCUUCAUUUUCAAAAGCCAUGUCGCUUUUUUAUGUUUCUUCCCAUCUCUCCAGAGAUUAACUCUAUAUUCUCAUCUUCAUGUCUUUCUGUUCUUAUCUACUGCGCAUGCGCUCUUACUCUUUUCACUUCUGUUUACUUUCCUGGUUCUCUUUAUUUCUCUUUCCAGGCCAGAUACACUUGGUCUUUUCUGUCAAUUCAACUUCUCGUCUUUCUUCUCAUAUUCGACGGUUCUACAUAG